GGUUCUCCCGGCGAGAACGUGCCUCUCAAGCUUUGGGACAGCCAAUGAAUGGUUAUCCCUUGAGCAUGCAAACAAACAGUUGUCGUUAUUGGGGAGAGUUGACGGGAAAGAGAGGAAAUCAAAGGAUAAGUAAUAUGCUGGACAGCCUUGCUGCAAUUAGUCGAGGUUUACGGUGAAGAUAUCUUAAGCUAGUCCUCUGCUCAUUUCGUGAAGGGUCGCCAAAGCUACACCCGUUCCAUACGCCAUACACUCCAGACUGAUGUCUCAAGAUGUCACGAGUAUGGCGUCCUCUGUUGGACACGCUGGGGCUGCAGCCUCAAGUUCAAGUUCCUCCACCGGCACAACCACCAUCACCAUCACCUCCGGGCACCGGGGAGGUCAGCUCCCAACUCUUCCAACGCCCGACACUAUCCCGCUUCCUCGCCGAUUUCACGCUCGGCUUCGCCGACGGCCUGACGGUGCCCUUUGCGCUGACGGCGGGCCUCUCGUCGCUCGGCCAUACCGACACGGUCAUCUACGCUGGCAUGGCCGAGAUCUGCGCGGGCAGCAUCAGCAUGGGCAUCGGCGGCUACCUGUCUGCGCGGGGCGAGGUGGCGGCGGCGGCUGCCGCGGAUAAGGCCGGCGCCGAGGCUGUCGUGGAAGGGUUGCGGGAGACGCAGCGGAGAGGCGACCGCCAAAGGGACGAGGAAGGGGAAAAUAGAGACGAGCGAUUGCCGUCACCGCUCAUGGCUGGGUUCUCUGUCGCACUUGGAUAUCUCCUGGGCGGCGUGCUUCCGUUGUUUCCUUACUUCUUUGUAAGGCACGUCAAGGACGGCCUGUCCUGGAGUUUUGGGGUGUGCGCCGUGGCGCUGUUUCUGUUCGGCUUCUGCAAGGAUUUUGCGUUGAGUGGCAAGCCGCGCAGGAUGCGCGGGAGCGACAUACGACGUAGCGCCUGGGAAGGUGCGCAAAUGGUAUUUUUGGGGAGUGUGGCGGCGCUGGCCGCCGUAUUGUGUGUAAGAGCGUUUGAGGGCAUCCAAGUGGAUCAUAGUGAGCAGUCGCCGUAA
Chaetomium strumarium is the source of this 1043-nucleotide messenger RNA. RefSeq names its product VIT family-domain-containing protein. NCBI's taxonomy places the organism in Eukaryota, Fungi, Ascomycota, Sordariomycetes, Sordariales, Chaetomiaceae. The transcript is spliced from 3 exons. Gene Ontology annotation, cellular component: fungal-type vacuole membrane. The coding region runs from base 270 to 1043 and encodes 257 amino acids. The record is from RefSeq and is a predicted model, not a curated record. Gene Ontology annotation, biological process: intracellular manganese ion homeostasis. Gene Ontology annotation, molecular function: iron ion transmembrane transporter activity; manganese ion transmembrane transporter activity.